GACUACAAAUCCCACAAUGCACUGCAAAAUGUUCUUUCAUUUCCGGGAGUAGAUAAGGUCCAACAUGGCAGCUUUCACUAAAAUUGCCUCAUUCCUAAAAAAUGGCUGGGCAAAAGAACCUGUCAUAAUGGUUGCUGCAGGCAUUGGAAUUAUGGCUGCUAUACUUCCACUUGUUAGUCCAUACACAAAGUAUUCAGGAAUGAUGAAUAGAGCAGUGCCAUACAAUUAUCCUGUUCCAGUUCGAGAUGAUGGAAAUAUGCCUGAAGUCCCCGGUCAUCCCAGCGACAACAUUGGGCCCAACUUGGACUGGCUGAAAAAGCUGUAAUAAAAUGGUUAAUGAAGAUUCAGAACUAUUUUCAAGAUGUAUAAACGGACUAACCUCUGCUGUUAGAGUCACAGCUACAUCCUGUUUCAUAUAUUGGAUACAAAACUUCCCAACUUGCUAAAACAAUGUUAAAAUAAAUAAAUUAUGUUUGUUAAAAUGCAGUGUCCCAGUGUAUUUGAGCUAUAGAAAGCAGGGUGGAUAAAAAUCAAUGAUUUAAAAAUAAUAAAAAAAUUCAAAAGUUA
Messenger RNA from Bombina bombina (fire-bellied toad), 567 nucleotides. It is a transcript of the gene NDUFA3, whose product is annotated as NADH:ubiquinone oxidoreductase subunit A3. The transcript has 4 exons. The record is from RefSeq and is a predicted model, not a curated record. The coding region runs from base 65 to 325 and encodes 86 amino acids. Gene Ontology annotation, cellular component: mitochondrial inner membrane. NCBI's taxonomy places the organism in Eukaryota, Metazoa, Chordata, Amphibia, Anura, Bombinatoridae.